Molecule: messenger RNA, 3458 nt
Organism: Rhincodon typus (whale shark)
Lineage: Eukaryota; Metazoa; Chordata; Chondrichthyes; Orectolobiformes; Rhincodontidae
Gene: tent4b
Product: terminal nucleotidyltransferase 4B
Exons: 12
Coding region: 16-1977 (653 amino acids)
Biological process (GO): RNA 3'-end processing
Cellular component (GO): TRAMP complex; nucleolus
Molecular function (GO): poly(A) RNA polymerase activity; mRNA binding
Source: RefSeq, a predicted model, not a curated record
CCCCGUCCUCGUUUGAUGGAUCCGAGGGUAGCCUGGUUUCAGCCAGAACAGCUCGGACCUGCCAACAUUUUGUGGAUGCAAAUUUGGGAAACGACGCAAGGGCUGAGGAAUCUGUUCUUUAAUAAUAACUGUGCGGCGGCAACGGCGACGGCAGCAACGAGUGUGGGCACCGAGACUAUGUUGAGAGAUAGGAGCAGCCAGGGAGGAGGGGACUUGGGCGUUCAGAGGGAUUUCCUCCCACUCGAGCCCAGCGCAAAUAACAGUAACUUCCCAGCCAGCCCAGGAGAAGGUGGCUGCCGGAAGGGCUACCCCGACAACAGCAAUAGGACCAGUGGUACGGGCAAUAAGAGGAAACGGGACAACAAGGCCAGCACUUUCGGGUUAAACUACAGCCUCUUGUCUGGAAAUGGCCAUUACAACGGAACUCCCUGGAAAAGCCGGAACUACAGCGAGGGAGUCUUGGGGCUUCAUGAAGAAAUUAUUGACUUCUACAACUACAUUUCGCCUAGACAUGAAGAGGAAAAAAUGCGGAUGGAGGUUGUUGAAAGAAUAGAAAGUGUCAUCAAAGAACUGUGGCCCAAUGCUGAUGUGCAGAUAUUUGGAAGUUUUAGCACUGGUCUGUACUUGCCAACAAGUGAUAUUGACUUGGUAGUGUUUGGAAAAUGGGAGAGUCUACCUCUUUGGACUUUAGAGGAAGCACUUAGGAAACACAGUGUUGCUGAUGAGAGCUCUGUCAAAGUCUUGGAUAAAGCAACCGUACCUAUUAUUAAACUAACAGACUCCUACACUGAAGUAAAAGUUGACAUCAGCUUCAAUGUACAAAAUGGAGUAAAAGCUGCUCAGCUUAUUCAUGAAUUUAUCAAGAAGUUUCCUGUGCUCCCGUACCUGGUUCUAGUGCUGAAGCAGUUCCUGCUGCAGAGAGACCUAAAUGAAGUGUUCACUGGUGGCAUUGGCUCCUACAGCCUAUUCCUAAUGGCUGUUAGUUUUCUACAGUUACAUCCUCGAGAAGAUGUCUGCAGCUGUGAUGCUAACCUUGGUGUGCUUCUAAUUGAAUUUUUUGAACUGUAUGGAAGGCAUUUUAAUUAUCUUAAGACUGGUAUUCGGAUAAAUGAUGGGGGCUCAUAUGUUGCUAAGGAUGAAGUGCAAAAAACGAUGGCUGAUGGAUACAGGCCAUCAAUGCUUUAUAUUGAGGAUCCGCUGCAACAAGAAAAUGAUGUUGGUAGGAGUUCUUAUGGUGCCAUGCAGGUAAAGCAAGCCUUUGAUUAUGCCUAUGUUGUUCUAAGUCACGCUGUAUCUCCAAAUGCAAAAUAUUUCCCAAACAGAGAAUGUGAAAGUAUAUUGGGUCGAAUAAUCAGAGUAACUCAGGAAGUCGCUGACUACAGGACUUGGAUACAUGAACAUUGGGGACCACCGAACAGUAAUGAUUCUCCAUUUAAUGGGAAUGAUGUGACUUUGCUCGUUGGCCCACCACAGCUGGAUAAAUGUAACAACAAUAUUUCAGAAGAGUGUGCAGUCAUAGGCCAGCCCAGAUGCAGGACCUCUGAAACAUGUCUCAGCAAACACUCUUCAAACUCAUCAUCUGGUCCAUUGUCAUCUGCAUCUUCUACCUUAUCGAGUUCAAGUGAUGUUGACUCUGAUGGGACACCUUGCAAAACUUCCAAACAAUCUGGCAGUCACCAGUCCACUAUUAACAGAUCAGUGCCACAGGAAUCUGCAGCAGAAUCGUCUCCAUUGCCAAAUUUGAAAGCGCAGCAUAGUACAUCAAGCAAUUCAACAAUUAACACCACUAAAGCUCAGCAUGGUGCAGCAAGACUAUUUCGUUCAUCUAUCAAAGGCUUCCAAGGGCAACAGAACUCCAACCAUGUUGGAAGUGUAACAAACAAACAGAAUCCAGGCAACAAGCCACAUCAGCAGCACUGUCCUAGCAAAAAGAGGAAGCACAAAGGAGAUGCUGCCUCAGCAGACUUGUGUCGGUAGUCUGUUUUUGACUUGGUUAAAGAAAAUUCCUGCAGUGAUCCCAUAAGCUAUGGAAGACAGGUAGCACGAGAUGGGAUCUUCUCAGACUUUCCCAGGAGAAUGGAUUUUGAUUUGUUUUUUUUCCAGAUUGCCAUAAAAUGAUCAUGGGUUACAGUGGUUGUCGCAAACAUUGCUUCCCUUUUUAGAUGGGCCAUAAGCUGCAGUGGAGCAGACUGAAGAUGGAAUCGAUGCACAAAAAUGCCCCUCCCUGGGUUUAAGAUGUAAUGGAAGUUGAUCAGAAAGGAGUGUUGGAGGAUCUUAAAAUUAUUGAAAAAUGAAAUUUCCAUUGCUUCCUUUGCAAGGGAAAUUUUAAAUGUUACAACAAAAUGUAUACUUUGUGCACGAUUUUAAAAUUAUUUUUGCAGAUACUGACAUUUUUAUUGUGUAUAUACGGAAGGUUGUAUCAGCACAGUAUUUGCAUUGGUAACCUUUGUUUUCAGUUAAUAGUUUUUACAUGUCAUUGCAAUUUACAUUUAAUAUUGAAAUUUUCUGUAUUACUUGUUAACUUAAUGGAUCCCAAGGAUGUUAUUUGACACGGCUUAUAUAAUGAAAGGCUAUAUGGUAAGCUUAUAAAGUGCUCCACUAAUACUUAUCUAUGUAGCAACUUCCAGAUUCAUUUAUUGGUUUUUGAAAUAGAAGAUAUUGCUCCAGCAGCUGUUGAAAUACACUCAGUUAAAGGCUUUAAGUAGCACAUGGCAUCUGGAAAAGUGAAGCGCAACAUUUUUAAUACUGUUUAAUUCUGUAUGCAGCAUGUAGAUAUUUGUACAACAGUUAAUGCUGUAUGAACAGAAUUGUUCCUAUCAAAUAUUUUGAAGGAAGUUUUAAUAUUUCCUUGUCUCAGGUGUUACAGUAAAUAUUCAUAUUGUAUUUUACCAAAUGGAGUGAUCACAAAAUUUCCUUCUAAAUACAUCCUUCUAGAUCUGGCAGCAUAAAUCUGUGGUGGUCCCUAUUUCUGGCUUUUCUAUGUUGUGAUAAUACAAAUUUUAAGUUGAACUCUAGAACAAAUAAUAUCAUAUUUAAUUUCUUUCAGCAGUAACUUCCUAGUAUUCUGCUGUAAUAGAUAAUUCUUUUGAUCUUAACUUUUAUGCAUGCAUAUCUAUUUGCUGAGCCCUUCAAUCCUGGUAUAAUUCUGGCUUGAAUUCUUCUACGUAAAAUCAUGACCAAAUAUCAUGCAACUAACUAAGACCCAUUAAGUGUUGACUAGUGAUAUGUGUGUUUACACACUUUGUAAGCUGAAACAGUAGUAGAAAGGCUCACAGUACAAUGUUCCUUUUAGCUGUGAAUGAAUUUGGUGCUUUAAAAUUAAUACUUUAAACAGCAAUCUACUUGUGAUGAUGGGGACUGUACCUGGAAAGGCAUGGACUUAGUUACUAUUGCUCUAGGACAAAAUGAUCAAAAAACUACACUAAAUAAAGCCAAUUGGAGUGGUGAGGAAAAUCAAA